AUGGUGGGGCUGGGGCCCCGAGGGGAGAGCGGCCUGGCUCGUUGCAGCCUCGUGGACCUCCACGGCACCGUGCUCUACGACAAGUUCAUCCGGCCGGAAGGGGAGAUCACUGAUUACAGGACCCUGAUCAGUGGGAUCACACCUUGGCACAUGCAGGAGGCCACGCCAUUUGCCGUGGCCAGGCUGGAGAUCCUGCAGCUCCUGAAGGGCAAGCUGGUGGUGGGCCACGACCUGAAGCACGACUUCCAGGCGCUGAAGGAGAACAUGAACGACUACUCCGUUUAUGACACGUCGGUGGACAGGCUGCUGUGGCGGGAGGCCGGCCUGCAGGACUGCGAGCGCGUCUCCCUCCGCGUGCUCAGCGAGCGCCUCCUCGGCCGGCGCAUCCAGAACAGCCAGUUUGGACACAGCUCGGUGGAAGACGCCAGGGCGACGAUGGAGCUCUACCGAAUCUCCCUGCAAAUUCGGGCCCGCUGAGGGCUGCCGGCCCGGUGGUUGGGUGACCGCAGCUCCAGCCGGCCCCUGCCGCAGGGACUCCC
Messenger RNA from Puma concolor (puma), 539 nucleotides. The record is from RefSeq and is a predicted model, not a curated record. Lineage: Eukaryota; Metazoa; Chordata; Mammalia; Carnivora; Felidae.